CAUCCCGCGAACCCCUCCUUCAUUUUCCAUAUACGUUGAGUCGCCAUACAAGCGCAUCUCUGAUCCACCCCCUACACCUUCACUUUCUCGUUGAUUUUUCUCUCUCCCCAAACACCUUCUACAAUGGCUGAUCAGCUCACCGACGACCAGAUCUCUGAGUUCAAGGAGGCCUUCAGUCUAUUCGACAAGGACGGGGAUGGUUGCAUAACAACGAAAGAGCUUGGGACUGUGAUGCGAUCACUUGGACAAAACCCAACUGAAGCAGAACUCCAGGAUAUGAUAAAUGAAGUUGAUGCUGAUGGGAAUGGUACCAUUGAUUUCCCUGAGUUCCUGAACCUAAUGGCUAGGAAGAUGAAGGACACUGACUCUGAGGAAGAGCUUAAGGAAGCUUUUAGGGUUUUUGAUAAGGACCAAAAUGGCUUCAUUUCUGCUGCUGAGCUCCGCCAUGUGAUGACAAACCUUGGUGAGAAGCUGACAGAUGAGGAGGUUGAUGAGAUGAUCCGAGAGGCUGAUGUGGAUGGUGAUGGCCAAAUCAACUAUGAGGAGUUUGUCAAAGUCAUGAUGGCCAACGGGGUGAAUGACAAAAUAAGAAUGAGGAGAAAACCCAAGAAACAGCGGAAAGCAGAUAGAACAAUCUUCUCUCCUAUUAGGUACAUAAUAAGAAAGACAAUGUAUAUACCCACUAAUCUUAGGUUUCAAACAAAGAAAAAUUGUUUUCAAAUUCUUCAUAAACAUCUGAUAUUGGGUUUCUCUCUCUCUCUCUCUCUCUCUCUCUCUUUUUUUCUUCUCUUGUAAAUUCAUUGAGUUCUUUUUACUGUCUUGCUUUGAAAAAUAAAACUAUUUAUAUUAUUAUUUUGAAAAACUUUGCAGGAGGAUUGAUCUUAUUGUGAUUCAAUUUUUGUGAUUUUUUUGGGGGUGAACUUUGUAACAUAGAUUCCAUUCUCUAAAUUUUAUGGAGAAUAUAAUCUUCGUGGGUGGAGAUUGGAAUUUUAUUCUACGAAUCUCCCUGUUUGGGAGAAGAACCAACCCACCACCAUAUGGAAUCCUCUUGCUUUAAAGACCAUCCUGUGCUAUCUGUGCUUUUUUUUUUUAGGAUUAAUUCAAAAUAUAAAUUUAGUACUGUUCUUUAUAUUUACUCGAUCUUGUCUUUUUUUAUUUUCCUUAAAUUUUAUGUUAAAUUAAUUUUUUUAUUUUUUUUUAAAAAUGUGAAUUAGUCCCUCUCUGUUCAUUUCUUACUAUCAAGAAAACCAUUAAGCUUUUAUUCUCUCAAGUUUCUUUGCCCCCCCCCCCCAAAAAAAAAGGAAACUUAAACCAUUAGAAGAAAAAAGUGUUGAGUAAAGAAAAUUAAAGGGAAAA
Messenger RNA from Carica papaya (papaya), 1356 nucleotides. The record is from RefSeq and is a predicted model, not a curated record. NCBI's taxonomy places the organism in Eukaryota, Viridiplantae, Streptophyta, Magnoliopsida, Brassicales, Caricaceae.